Messenger RNA from Maylandia zebra (zebra mbuna), 2531 nucleotides. Its product is annotated as NXPE family member 3-like. The record is from RefSeq and is a predicted model, not a curated record. NCBI's taxonomy places the organism in Eukaryota, Metazoa, Chordata, Actinopteri, Cichliformes, Cichlidae.
GGAAAACAGCAAAUCAAUGCAAUGAGCUUCAGCGCUGGUUCUCACUAAAAGAAUCUUCUCCGUCGAGUAUCUGGUGAACUGGUCAUAGUGCAACACUGCAGCCGGAGAUGUGGACUGUUUACCAAUCAUGAAGUUCCAAGUUUGUAAACGACAGGCCUUUACUAGACUCCCAAAAUGUGCCUGGAUUUUCCUUUUCUUCACUCUUUUUUUCCUGGUGUUAUUUAUCACGAACACCCUGGAGUUUCAGAAUAAAAUGAAGACCAUCAGCAUAUUCUCAAGGCCUGCCGCUGUUACCCUGUCUACUGACAUGCAUUAUGACUUCUGCAAGUUAAAACCGCUGUCCCCUAAGGAGGCUCAAGAAGAAGACCUCCUGCUAGAGUCUAUUACUUGGCCUGAAACGCCACCUUUAUCAUUUCCUCUUUCUCUGGAAAAGACCAGUGAUCCAGACCACAGCACCUUCACCAUUCUUCCAAAGAGGGGAGGGGGCCAGUGGCGAAUAGGAGAUAAGCUGGAGGUUAUGAUUAACAUGAAGGACUUUCAGGGCCGUCCAAAAAAGUUUGGAGGAGACGUUUUACUUGCCCGGCUGCACAGCCCAACUAUCGGUGCGGGUGUUGCAGGAGAAGUGGUGGAUCAUCUCAAUGGCUCCUACACAGCUGUAUUCUUUUUACUCUGGAAAGGAAGUGCACAAGUCCAGGUGACACUGGUUCACCCCAGUGAGGCAGUCAUGGAGCUGCGCAGGCUGAACAGAGAACACCCUGACAGGAUUUUCUUUAAGAGCGUCUUCCAGUCAGGCUCAGUCACUGAAACUACCACCUGUAACAUAUGUUUGCGUCCAACCCAGAAGUCUCUGUGCAACUACACUGACCUCCAUACAGGCGAGCCCUGGUUCUGCUACAAGCCAGAUAACCUGAGUUGUGAUGCCAGAAUGAAUUACUUCAAUGGAGGAUAUCAACAAAGCAUCACAACCAUGGAGAAGCUUUUUAAGAGUGGCGUCAACUUGAAAGUCUCCAUUCGAGCUUCAGGACCUGCAGGUGUCACCAUUUUUCCAAGAAUGAAAGGACAGUCAGAGGAGAAGAGCAGCAGUGAGGAGUCUGGACCCUCGGGCUAUUACUACCAAGAUGUUUGGCGAGGACUAGGUGGCACAAAAAUUCAUCAGUUCAACACUUCCUCGGCCAUCACUCAGUGCCUGAAAGGCAAGGUGGUUCAUAUGUAUGGAGACUCCACCAUUAGGCAGUGGUUUGAACACCUUACAGCAACACUACCAGAUCUCAAGGAGUUUGACCUGAAUAGUGAGAAACAAGCUGGACCUUUCAUGGCCCUGAACUUUACACACAACAUCAUGGUGAAGUACCGCUGCCACGGUCCUCCUCUCCGGAGCACUACUGUCCCAGCCAUUGAGAUGCAUUAUAUUGCCAACGAGUUAGACAACAUGGUUGGAGGCAGCAAAACCGUUGUAGUACUUGGAAUCUGGGCACACUUUGCCACUUUUCCCUUGGAGUUCUACAUCCGGCGGAUGUUGUCCAUCCGCAGGGCAGUGGUGCGGCUGCUGUCCAGGGCUCCAGACACACUGGUGGUUAUUCGGACCGGAAACCCCAAAUCUUUAACAUGUUUCCUUCACUCAUCCACUAACAGUGACUGGUACACGCUGCAGCAACUCAAAGUGCUCAAGGCCAUAUUCAAAGGACUGAAUGUCCAUCUGGUGAAUGCCUGGGAGAUGGUCAUUGCCCACCACCUGCCCCAAGAACUCCACCCACAACCUCCCAUUAUUAAGAACAUGAUUAAUGUUCUCCUGUCGUACAUAUGCCCUGAAAAGGAUGGUUAGAUGUGUGUGUGUGUGUGUGUGUGGGGGGGGGUUAGCAGUCUGUGCACACACAUUUAUUUACCAUCUAUUUGAAUUAAAUUAACUACAGUAAACAGCAAAAGUAACUAUUAUAAAUGUUCAUAGUAGCCCCAGAGAAAGCUUGUAACCAUCUUAAUCAGCCUCAUUGGUUCCACUCUCUGCAUACAGUACAUUUAAUCCAUUUUUCAUUUUUAAUAAUAGUCCCUAUUUGAUUUGUUAAAUAAUGUUGUUUCCCACUGCAUCACCUAAGAAACCAAAGCUGAUUUGUACUUUAAACAUGGUCAGCAUAAACACAGGAAGUUAAAGGGACAAAAACAAAGGUUAGCACAAAAUUUCACUCCCAGCGUGAAAUGCCUUUCAGGUUUCAUCUGAAUCUGUAAAUACUGUAUUUAGGGGCAGUUAUGUUUUGGGACAUGUUUACAUGCAUCUGUGUUAUUCUGUCUGUAAACAUGGUUUUGAAUUAAUUCUGAUAAAACUACGUAGGCGUGUAGGAUUGGGAUUGUGUUAACAAUCCAUUAGAAUUUGGUUUAUACAUAUUUAAGGUGAACUCGAGAUGUGUUACUGUAUAUCUUCACAGAAAGAGAAUGAGCCGCCUAGUUAGCAGUGGUAAAUGGUAAAGAGCCUGUAUUUAUAUAGCACUUUACUAGUCCCUAAGGACCCCAAAGCGCUUUACACAUCCAGUCAUCCACCC